AUGGAGAUUUUAUCACCAAGUUCUUAUUUUUCUAAUUCAACUUGGUUGCUUGAGGAGAGCAGAAGCACAAAAUGGACUCCUGCUGAAAACAAGGCCUUUGAGAAUGCUCUUGCACUACACGAUAAGGAUACGCCCGAUAGAUGGCAAAAAGUCGCGGAAAUGGUUCCAGGGAAGACUGUGGGGGAUGUUAUUAGGCAAUACAAGGUGUUGGAAGAUGAUGUUAGUAGUAUAGAGGCAGGGCUAAUUCCAAUUCCUGGAUAUAGCACGUCGUUGCCUUUUACACUCGAAUGGGGUGGCGGCCGUGGAUUUGAUGGAUUCGACCAUGCUUAUGUUGCGGGGGGAAAGAGAUCCUCAUCAAGUAGGCCUAAUGAACAAGAAAGGAAAAAGGGUGUUCCAUGGACAGAAGAGGAGCACAGGUUGUUUCUGAUGGGGCUUAAAAAAUACGGAAAAGGGGAUUGGAGAAAUAUCUCGCGCAAUUUCGUGAUUACUAGAACACCAACACAAGUUGCUAGCCAUGCUCAGAAGUACUUCAUUAGGCAACUCUCCGGAGGAAAAGAUAAGAGAAGAGCAAGCAUUCACGAUAUAACAACGGUCAAUCUAAAUGAGAAUCAAAACCCGACAUCGGAGAACAAAAAACCACCUUCGCCUGAGCAGUCUACCGUUCUUCCACAGCAGUCGAAUUCUGCAGCAAUCCAUAAACUUCCUUUCCACUGGAAUCAAUCAUCCAAUGAUGCAGUCAUGUAUGGAUUUCAAGCAGGAGGAGGCCUAGGAAAUAUGUUUUCUCCUCCCCAUGGCAUAAAUUCUUAUGGACAUAAAAUGCAGGCUCAACAUUUGCAAAGAGGUGGUAUGCAUGAAUCAUUAUUGGGAUCUCAAAACAGGGUGUUUCAGAUUCAAUCAGGGCAUUAUUUUCCUCAUGCUUGA
Molecule: messenger RNA, 921 nt
Organism: Fraxinus pennsylvanica
Lineage: Eukaryota; Viridiplantae; Streptophyta; Magnoliopsida; Lamiales; Oleaceae
Source: the annotation of a GenBank genome assembly